Messenger RNA from Miniopterus natalensis, 3603 nucleotides. NCBI's taxonomy places the organism in Eukaryota, Metazoa, Chordata, Mammalia, Chiroptera, Miniopteridae. The record is from RefSeq and is a predicted model, not a curated record.
AAAAGCCUUUGGACCAAACGAACAAAAGCACUUUCUAGAAGAAUUUGGAUGCAUAUCAAGAUGCUCUGAAGAACAGCAAUAACCCUUUGGGCAAUAGCUGCUUCAACAUCAUGACCAAGGACAAAGCGUCCAUUGUCAGAAGCUUUCAUUCUGUUUACAUCAUAAUCUUAAUAGUUGGGACCAUAAUCCAGUUCUCUGAUGAAAAUGACUUUGCAGUAAAUAAGUCAAAUAAAGGCCUUAUUCACGUUCCAAAAGACCUGCCACCCAAAACCGAAGUCUUAGAUAUAUCUCAAAACUACAUAUCUGAGCUUCACCUCUCGGACAUCAGCUUUCUUACAGGGCUGAAAGUUUUGAGGCUUUCCCAUAAUAGACUCCAGUACCUUGAUAUUAGUAUUUUCAAAUUCAACCAGGACUUGGAAUAUUUGGAUUUAUCGCACAAUCAGUUGCAGAAGAUAUCGUGCCAUCCUAUCACCAGUCUCAAGCAUUUAGACCUCUCAUUCAAUGACUUUGAUGCCCUGCCCAUCUGUAAGGAAUUUGGCAACUUGACUCAACUGAAUUUCUUGGGAUUAAGUGCUAAACAUUUACAACAAUUAGAUCUGCUACCAGUCGCUCACCUGCAUCUAAGUGGCAUCCUUCUGGAUUUGGAAAGUUAUUAUGUGAAAGAACAUGAGACAGAAAGUCUUCAAAUUCUGAAUACAAAAACACUGCACCUCGUUUUUCACCCAAAUAAUUUCUUCUCUGUCCAAGCAAACAUAUCAGUUAAUAGUUUAGGGUGCUUACAACUGAGUAAUAUUAAAUUGAAUGAUGAGAACUGUCACCUUUUAAUUAAAUUUUUAUCGGAACUAACUAGAGGUCCAAACUUACUGAAUUUGACCCUCAACCAUGUGGAAACAACUUGGAGAUGUUUGGUUAGAGUUUUUCAAUUUCUUUGGUCCAAGCCUGUAGAGUAUCUCAAUAUUUACAAUUUAACAGUAGUUAAAAGCAUUGAUAAAGAAGACUUUACUUACAGUGAAACAUCAUUGAAAGCAUUGAAAAUUGAACAUGUUACAAACAGAGUUUUUCUUUUUUCACAGACUGCAGUAUACACCGUGUUUUCUGAGAUGAACAUUAUGAUGUUAACCAUAUCAGAUACACCUUUUAUACACAUGCUUUGCCCUCAAGCAACAAGCACAUUUAAGUUUUUGAACUUUACCCAGAAUGUUUUGACAGAUAGUAUUUUUCAAAAAUGCUCCACUUUAGUUAGAUUGGAGACACUGAUCUUACAAAAGAAUAAAUUAAAAGACCUUUUCAAAGUUGGUCUCAUGACUAAGGAUAUGCCAUCUUUGGAAAUACUGGAUGUGAGCUGGAAUUCUUUGGAAUAUGAUAGACAUGACAGAAAUUGCACUUGGGCUGAGAGUAUACUAGUGUUAAAUUUGUCUUCAAAUAUACUCACUGACUCUGUUUUCACAUGUUUACCUCCCAGGGUCAAGGUUCUUGAUCUUCACAGUAAUAGAAUAGCGAGUAUCCCUGAAAAUGUCGUCAGUCUGGAAGCUUUACAAGAACUCAAUGUUGCUUUCAAUUCUUUAGCUCACCUUCCUGAAUGUGGUACCUUUAGCAGCCUCUCUGUACUGACCAUUGACUAUAAUUCAAUUUCCAACCCAUCAGCUCAUUUCUUCCAGAGCUGCCAGAAGAUUAGGUCCAUAAAUGCAGGGAACAAUCCAUUCCAAUGUACAUGUGAUCUAAGAGAAUUUAUCCAGAGUAUAGGCCAAGUAUCACGUGAAGUGGUAGAGGGUUGGCCUGACUCUUAUAAGUGUGACUAUCCAGGAAGCUAUAAGGGAACCCUACUAAAGGACUUCCAUGUGUCUCCAUUAUCCUGCAACACAGCUCUGCUGAUUGUCACCAUUGUGGUCACUGGACUGGUGUUGGCUAUUACUGUGACUGUCCUCUGUAUCUGUUUUGAUCUGCCCUGGUAUCUCAGGAUGAUGUGUCAGUGGACCCAGACCCGACACAGGUCUAGGAAUAUACAUUUAGAAAAACUCCAAGGAACUCUCCAGUUUCAUGCCUUUAUUUCAUACAGUGAACACGAUUCUGCCUGGGUAAAGAAUGAACUGGUACCUUGCCUAGAAAAAGAAGGUAUACGGAUUUGUCUCCAUGAAAGAAACUUUGUUCCUGGCAAGAGUAUUGUGGAAAAUAUCAUAAACUGUAUUGAGAAGAGUUACAAGUCCAUCUUUGUUUUGUCCCCCAACUUUGUUCAGAGUGAGUGGUGCCAUUAUGAACUCUACUUUGCCCACCAUAAUCUCUUUCAUGAAGGAUCUAAUAACUUAAUUCUGAUCUUGCUGGAACCCAUUCCACAGAACAGCAUUCCUAGCAAGUAUCACAAGCUGAAGGCUCUCAUGGCACAGAGGACUUACUUGGAAUGGCCCAAGGAGAAGAGCAAACAUGGACUUUUUUGGGCUAACAUUAAAGCUUCUUUUAAUGUGAAAUUAAUACUAACUACUGAAAACAAUGAUGUGAAAACUUAAAUUUUAAGUCAGCCAGGAAAUCCAACUUAAGGAACCAUCAUAAGCAUGGGUUCUAAUGAACACCAUGAUAUUAAGUUAUUGUCUAGAUGGUGCUGGCAUCAUCUCUAUGUGUUCAAGAAAGACUUAACGACAGUCAUGUUUCAAUUGAGUUGGGGAACCAGACUGGGGGCUGUGAUGGUGCUCACACUUGCCCAUUAUGAUUAUAGAUAGCUCAUUCUCCUCUGGUUUAAUCAUUCUGUUGCAAAUUGAAACAGUCUCAUUUGAGUAAAUGCUCAGUCAUUCAAGGAUCUUCCCUCUCCCUUUGCCUUUCCCAAAUGGAUUCUGUGUGAGCAGGAGUUUAUGGGACUUCAUGGCAGCAAGGAAAGAGUCAACCUCACAACUGCAUGCAGUCAGUGGUCCUUGGAGUGUCCUAUGCAUUCUCAUUGGCCUCUGGGUGAGCUGUUCAACUUUAGGGCUUGGGAAAAAGACCAAUUGUGGAAAAUAAAGACAUCUUUUUUCUUCACAUCUGAAUAAUCACUUGUUAAAUUGCUGACCUAGCUACACAAAUAUGCAGUAGUUUGUGUAUAUAAAGGAAACUAUAGCCUUAGUCAUGGGCUGCUGAGGCCAAAGACUUGGAUUUACCUGCUUGCCAAAAAAACCUCAGAGCCAAAUUUAUUUAUUUAUUUGUUUAUCGUAUAGGACAUUAUGGUGCUUUAGAAUUUUGGAGAAUGCCUCAAAGCUGACAAAAGGUGCAUUUUAAAUGGAAAUAUUAGACACAGACUAGACUUACUAAAAAAUAGCAGAAAGAGACAAGUAAUUAUCAACCCAUGUUACCAUUUACAGAGGACUAACUUUAAGAGAGUCAUCAAGUAGAGGUUCUAGACCUGUGGGCAGAUAGCUUUGGAUUUCUUCCAAAGGCAAUGAGAGGGACCCUGAACAUAGUGGAAGAGUAGUCUGGCAGCCCACUCUCAGCCUGAAGGCUUACAGGGUAACAGGAAUGCACAGCCCAGUACAGCAGAGAGUGUAUGGUGUGGGAGCUCUUGGAAGAGCUUGAUGAAUGUCUCCUGGAGUUUUGGUGGUGGAUCGGGCAGUGAACAUAGAGAGUGGAUAAUGCUUUACAAAU